This is a messenger RNA of Blepharisma stoltei, 747 nucleotides long. The record is from the annotation of a GenBank genome assembly. Lineage: Eukaryota; Ciliophora; Heterotrichea; Heterotrichida; Blepharismidae.
AUGCUUUUGAAUACUCCAUUUAAGCUUCCUGAAAGGUUCCUAAUCCCUGUGCUAGAUGCUAUUUCUGAUCACAAGCUCCCACACACAGUCAACGUCCCUGCUCUUUACAAACAAAAAAUUGAGGUGACAGAAGACAUGUAUCCAGAAAGGCCCAAAUCGAGAUCUCAACUGUAUCUCCGGCUCAAUCCUAUGAUUCAAAAGCCUUGGAUAGGUGGAUUCCCUAUCGGAAAAAUAGUAGAAGAAAAAGAAAACCAAGCCUACAAAUUUAUCGCUAAAAAAUACAAUGUGGACAUUUACAAACUGGAAUACAACCCACCAAUCCAUCUUACUUUUAAAUGAAGUGAGUAUGGCGGAGAAGAGCAAGCACAUGCAGAAGCCCUUGCAGCACAAAAAAAAUUUACAGAACUCUACAAAGCAUCUAGAAACCAAUAUAGGGUUUCUUACUGUGAGCUGACUGAUGCAUUCUUCUUGCAGGUAAGGAUCAAUCAUAUUUUCCCAAACAUCUUAUUUGAGUGCGAUAUUGAUGAUGCAAGAGCAAUAUUUGAGCAUGAUUGGUAUCUCGUUCAGAACGAAUUUAAAAACAAGUUUGAUGAUGUGAAAUAUAGGUACAGACUUGUCCAGAAAGACGAAAAGAUGAAGAAAGGAAAAAGCAUUACGAAAUUCCUUUUCCCAGCAGACAAAUUCAGAGAAUAUGAGGACAAUAACGUAUUCAACUGCAGGAAGUAUAAUUUGGUAGGGCCUAAAUAA